Molecule: messenger RNA, 1550 nt
Organism: Macroventuria anomochaeta
Lineage: Eukaryota; Fungi; Ascomycota; Dothideomycetes; Pleosporales; Didymellaceae
Product: acetate kinase
Exons: 1
Coding region: 182-1441 (419 amino acids)
Biological process (GO): phosphorylation; acetate metabolic process
Molecular function (GO): acetate kinase activity
Source: RefSeq, a predicted model, not a curated record
CGACAUUUCACGACUUCAUUAGGUAAACUGAGCACAGCACCAAUCCUACUUAACAGUCGCAGCUUACAGAUAGAGCGUCUCAAAAAAUAUCGCAUGCUGGAAAACAAGGAAUUCGACUCCGAAGAAUCAUAAGAACGCGUUGUUACUGGCCCUCAGCCAAACGUCAUUGUCAACAACGACCAUGCCUGAGAUAAUCCUAUCGAUCAACGCUGGUUCUUCUAGCGUCAAAAUCUCCGUCUACAAGACCGCAGAAGAUGGCGCCGACGUACCCAAACAGCUCGCAGAAGCGUCAGUUGACGGGCUUACCGCCCCUCCGGCAAAGCUCAAAUACUCGCGCGGAGAUGAAAAGAUCAAGGGCAAAGAGCUAGAAGGCAUCUCAUCACAAGAAGACGCCUUCAACUACAUCUUAGACCACCUGACCAAGGACGAGGGCCUCACCGAAUUGAACAACAAGGAGGAUAUCCACUUUACGUGCCACCGUGUUGUGCAUGGUGGCGACUAUCCCCGUUCCCAGGUCAUCGACAAAGAAACCUACCACCACAUCGAAGAGCUCAGUGACCUGGCACCCUUACACAACGCUCCUGCGCUCAGUAUCGUGCGCGCAGUCGCCGAUAUUUUGCCUCAUGCGAAGAAUAUCGCAUACUUUGAUUCGUCGUUCCACAACACGCUCCCAGAGCACGUCUGCACAUAUCCCAUCGACCAACUCGUCGCAAAGAAGAACAAGCUCCGAAAAUACGGAUUCCACGGCAUCUCGUACAGCUUCAUCGUACACGCCGUAUCAACCUACCUCAAGAAGCCCGUCGAAGAACUCAACAUCAUCGCUCUGCAUCUCGGCUCCGGCGCAAGCGCAUGCUGCAUACAAGGCGGUAAGAGCGUAGACACGUCCAUGGGCCUCACACCUCUCGCUGGUCUGCCUGGUGCAACGAGGUCUGGAAGCAUUGAUCCGAGUUUGAUGUUCCACUUCACACACAGUGCGGGGAAGCCGAGUCAUAGCUCGGGUACAAAGAUGCAUAUCACGCAGGCUGAGGAGAUUCUAAAUAAAAAGAGUGGGUGGCAGGCUCUCACUGGUACUACGGAUUUUGGCAAGAUAAGCGCGAGUGAUCGACAUGAGGAUAAGCUGGCGUUUGAUAUCUUCGUCGACCGCAUUGGGAAUUAUGUUGCUCCUUACUUCACGAAGCUUGAUGGCAAGGUGGAUGCGCUAGUGUUUGCGGGUGGCAUUGGCGAGAAGGGGGAUAGGCUGAGGAAAGAGGUUGUCAAAGGCGUCAAGUGUCUUGGAUUUGGGAUCGAUGACGGAAAGAAUGGCCAGCUAGUGGAAGAUGUGGUGACGGAUAUCAGUGGAAAGGACUCAAGAUACAAGACCUUGGUGGUUCAAACAGAUGAACAAUUGGAGAUGGCGAGAGGAGUUUUGGUCGACAAGGAUCGAUUCGUGGGCAAGAAGUAGACGAAAACUGGGAUUGUUUGUCCAAAGGUUUCAAACUCAUGAAUGAUAAUUUGAACAUGGUACUGUUCCCAAGUAGAUUUUGUACAUCUCAUAAAGUUGGAAGGGAUUA